Messenger RNA from Trichomonas vaginalis G3, 2142 nucleotides. RefSeq names its product antigen BSP-related family. Lineage: Eukaryota; Parabasalia; Trichomonadida; Trichomonadidae. Bases 1 to 2142 code for a protein of 713 amino acids. The transcript has a single exon. The record is from RefSeq and is a predicted model, not a curated record.
AUGCCUCCAAAAAUUACUGCAAUUUGUUCAGGUUGUUUUUAUGCUGACUCAAAUUUAGUUUCGAUAACAUUACCAGAUACCGUCGAGACAAUUGAUGCAUGGUCCGCUGAUGAUGGUUCCGUCUUCCAUGCAGCUUUGAGUGAAAUUAUUAUAAAACGAACAUCAAAUCUAAAGAGAAUACUAGAUGCCGCCUUUGAAAGCUCCAUGAUAACUUAUAUUUUCAUUCCACAAUACUUAACAUCAUUAGACGCUGCUUCAUUCUUAAAUUGCAAACAAUUGUCAAGAAUCGAAAUCGAUGAAAACAAUCCAAUAUAUCAAUCAGAAGGACUGAUAAUUUUCUCAGAUAAUAAAGCAACAAUUUACAGUGUUUCUCCAAAUUUAACAGGUACUUUUGUCAUUCCAUCAACAAUAACCAAGCUUUCAGAUUCAUGCUUUCGUGGAGUGCCAAUAACAAAUAUAAUUCUCCCUUCAACUCCGAUAUCAUUUUCAAGAUUUUGCUUAGGCCAAACAAAUAUAACAAAUUUUACGUUUCCAACAGCUGCAACUGAAGUAGUACAUUCAAUGUUUUACGGAUGUGAAUUAUUAAAGUCAGUUGUUUUAAGUGAUAAUAUUGUUAAAAUAGAUGACUAUGCUUUCUCAAUUUGUUAUAAGUUAGAGAGCAUUAAUUUUACACCAAAAUUGACAACAAUAGGAAAUUAUGUUUUCGAUAGAUGUGUUAGUUUGAAGCAAUUAACAUUUCCUGCAUCUCUAACAACUUUAGGUGAAGCUGUAUUCAAACAAUGUUUUCUUAAAAUAGAUACAUCACAUAACGAUCACUUUCUAUUUGUAGAUGACAUGCUAUUUUCGAAAGGAAAUACAUUACUUACUGACCAUUUUGGCCAAGACUCAGAGGCUUCAUUUAAAAUUCAUUCACAGUGUACGAUCAUUGGAACAGGAACAUUUUCAGGGAAAAAAUUGAAGAAACUAACGUUUGAUGGAAAUUCAUUGACAGAAAUCAAAGGAAAUGCAUUUUCUGGUUCAACUUUAGUUGAGAUUACAAUACCAAGCAGCUUGACAACACUUGGCACAAAUUGUUUUGAAUCUUGUAAUAAAUUAACAACAGUAACAUUCACAGGAAACAAAAUCAGUGUAAUUCCUAAUUAUUGUUUUAAAAAUUGUUUCUUGCUCAGUGAAUUCCAAUUGCCAACAUCAAUAACAUCCAUCGGAGAUUACGCAUUCAUUAGAUGUUUCAGCAUCAGUGAUAUCAGAUUCCAAAACACUGCGCUAAGCAUUCUUGGAUUGUCUAGUUUCGAAAUGAGUGGACUUAGCGCAUUCGACGUUUCCCACACUCUUUCAAAAGUCGGAAUUGGAUGUUUCGAAUCAAGCUCACUCACCCAUGUGGAAAUCUCUGUCGAAAGUAUUCCAGAACUUUGUUUCAACAACUGUACUUUGCUGAAUUAUCUCACAUUGAAUGAUGGUAUUGCUACUAUUGAGAGCAAGUAUUUUAUGGAUUGUAUCAGCCUAACUUCACUCACAAUUCCGAAGACAGUUGAUACAAUUCGUUCUUUUGCUUUCAAAGGCUGCACAUCAUUGUCUAUGAUAACUCUAAGUUCAGGCAGCAAACUACGAGAUGUAUAUGGCGGUGCAUUUUUUGACUGCGACAGUCUUAACACAGUAAAGUCGAAUAGUGAGAACCACACUUACAACAACGGUGCAUUGACUGAUGUCAACGAGACAAUUUUGAUCACAUUCUUUCCAUCAAUUAGAAUAACGACAUUUAUUGUUCCUCCAACAAUGCAGUCCAUUGGAAACUAUGCUUUCAUGGGAAGCAAGUAUCUGACUCGAGUUCUCUUCUACGGAGAUCGGCUCACAGAUAUUGGAUACAUGUCAUUCACAAACUGCACAAGCCUUUCGUUCUUAUAUGUUCCAUCUUCAAAUCUUGCCACCAUUGGGAAGGAUGCAUUUGAUGGCUGUACAAAACUUCGUAAAUGCGGUUCUGUUCAGUGUAUGAAAACUAAACGCAGUAAAUUUUCAGAACGUGGCAUCCCAGAUAUUGCAUUUGCUGAGAUUUGCGCAGAAAGAGAAAUAUCAUGCAAACAGAAUAGCUUUUCAUCAUUACCAGGUUUAUCUAGUUUUGCUGUUUUUAUUUCAAUUGCAAUUUAA